AUGUCAUUCACCAACUCUUCAGUGGUUCUCGCACCUCUCAGGCUUGGACACGUUCACCGCUUCAUUGAGGGUUCGUACCUUCAGUAUCAACCGCAGACCAUGCCGCACUGCACAAGUACUAGGCCGACCCAAACAAGGGCUCGUACGAGAUCCGGCAGAAGAGCAGAAGAUUACCAAAGCUCACCCCCGGAAUCUCGGCGUUACUCUCCUCCCCUGGACCGCGACUCCUAUUCUUCCCGAAAUGCAGACCUCUACAACUACCGGGGUAUAAGCGAUGGCCUCCUACGCAGCUCGCCCGAGCCAUAUGACAUCGACGACGAGAUUUUGUCUCCGACCGCUCAUUACAAUCCGGGUCGUCGUCUUGGAGACCACCAGCAGGAGCAAUACACACUUCCCACAUCCCCGGCUCUCUCGGACCACACCAGACCAUCAUCUCCGGUUCACGAAGCCUACCAUGCGGAUUCCAGAAGUAGCGAGACACCAGGCAGUCCUCGUGCUGGCUGGGAUCUGAUACCCUACUACGACCCAAAUGCUGCCAAUAGGGCAUCAUCCCCAGGUGCUUCUUCGGAUUCCACCCUCGUGAUCCAGCUGCCAAGGCUAACUGUCGAAUCCGACUCUCCUCCUCCUGCCCAUCGACAACGCCGCGAACGCCGUUUCAGAACCCGAAGCCCUUCCUACACCGACUAUUAUCCGCGCAGCCAGUCCCGCGCUUUCGACACGCGGAGAAGGGAUUCGAAUGAUACGCUCUCCUCCAGUCCCCGCCGGUAUUACUCCGCCGCCUCCCGCAGCCCCGACCCGCCGCCUCGCAGCUCCGUCUCCUACCGGCCAGCCCGGUACAGCCAGGCAGCCCCGGCUGCAGGACGAUCGUCCCGACGGAGAACAAGAAGCCGCGACCGCCACGCGCGGAGAAAUGACAACAACACCUCGGCGGUAAGGACCACCUACAUCUAUUACCCUAGCGGCAGCACCGUUCAGGUUGACGGCCCCGUCGAGUCCGACUACUACGAGCCGCCCAGCCCCCAGUACCCAUCCGGCCGUCACAUCAUCAACCUGGCCCCGAGAAGACUUCGACGUGUAUUCGGGCUCGAGCUACUCACUGUUCUGAACCUCGUUACGAGUAUGAGCAAGCAACCUGACAACAAGAACGCCAACAAGGGACACACGGGGGGCUCCACGCCCGCCCCGCCAGCUCUUCGUCGCGAGGCUGUCUCCGUCCAGGACCCUGUUGAGUACGGCAAGCUGAAACCCCACCCGGAUGACAAGGGCAACCUGAUGCAGUACAAGGAGGAGGAGAAAGCUAAGAAGUAG
This is a messenger RNA of Thermothelomyces thermophilus ATCC 42464, 1308 nucleotides long. RefSeq lists its product as uncharacterized. The transcript is spliced from 4 exons. The coding region runs from base 1 to 1308 and encodes 435 amino acids. The record is from RefSeq and is a predicted model, not a curated record. Lineage: Eukaryota; Fungi; Ascomycota; Sordariomycetes; Sordariales; Chaetomiaceae.